Messenger RNA from Amphiprion ocellaris (clown anemonefish), 2270 nucleotides. RefSeq names its product probable polypeptide N-acetylgalactosaminyltransferase 8. The transcript has 11 exons. Gene Ontology annotation, cellular component: Golgi apparatus. NCBI's taxonomy places the organism in Eukaryota, Metazoa, Chordata, Actinopteri, Pomacentridae. The record is from RefSeq and is a predicted model, not a curated record. Bases 186 to 2009 code for a protein of 607 amino acids.
UGAGACCUGCACAUUCUGAAUGUGGUGUGAGCUACAAGCUAUCAGAUAACACGUCUGGCUUCGUCCAUGUCUGUAGGUGCAGUUGUGUGUGGAGGGGGUGGGGAGAGAGGCAGCACCUGAGAUAAAAAAGGUAGAGGAACAUUUUCUCCACCUUUUCUUCUUCCACUGUGAGGCCAGACGGCAGGAUGCGAUCCGGCUGGGUUAAACCUCUACUCCUGGUCUGCGCUGUGGCUUCGGCCCUGCUGUACCUCGGCUCCAUCAAGAGGGAGGUCCACAGCCACGGCGAGAGACUCCAGAGGGCCCACCAGAACGACUCCAUCAGGGGCCAGGGAAUGCUCCAGAGGAUGGAGAAGAUGGAGGCAGACAUCAACAGGCUGCUAAAUCUGAUGAAUAAGCUUGAAAAGAGGGAACCGGUGGCCGAGGUGAAGCCGGAGGUGAAGAAGGAGAGGAAGGUGGUGAGGAAGCUGUACCCGAACUCUGCUCUGUUCAGUAAGUGGGGCGACGAGCUGUCAGAGGAGGAGCAGAAGGAGGCCGAGAGGUUGUUUCAGAGAUACGGAUACAACGCCUUCCUCAGCGACAGGCUUCCCCUCAACAGAGAGAUCCCCGACACCCGGCCGCCCAGAUGUGCUGAUAAAACGUAUCCAGAGGAUCUGCCCACCGUCAGCGUUGUGUUGAUCUACCUGGAUGAAGCUCUUUCUGUCAUUAAAAGAGCCGUCCGCAGCAUCAUCGACAAAACUCCACAGCGGCUGCUGCAAGAAAUCAUCCUGGUGGACGACCACAGCAGCAACGAGGAUUUAAUGGAGAAACUGGACGAAUACAUCAACUCCAUCCACGAGGAGCGUCCAGACCUGGUGAAGAGAGUUCGGCACUCUCAGCAGCUCGGCCUCACUCAGGCCCGACUGUCGGGGUGGAGGAUGGCGACGGGAAACGUGGUGGCCAUCUUGGACGCUCACAUAGAAGUCCACGUUCAAUGGGCAGAGCCGCUGUUGGCUCGGAUUAAAGAGGAUCGCACUGUGAUACUGACGCCGGUUUUCGACAAAGUCAAUUUUGACGACUUGACUCUGAAUCCCUACAUACCUGCGGCCGACGCCUUCGACUGGGCUCUAUGGUGCAUGUACGAGUCCUUCAGGCCCGAGUGGUACGCACUAAAGGACGACUCACAGCCUGGCAAGAGCCCGUCCAUCAUGGGGAUACUUGUAGCUGAUCGCACGUUCUUUGGAGAGAUUGGAAGCCUUGAUGGAGGAAUGAAAAUAUACGGCGGUGAAAAUGUGGAGCUCGGCAUCCGGGUGUGGCUGUGUGGGGGAAGUAUAGAAGUUAUACCUUGCUCUAAAAUAGCUCACAUUGAACGAGCAUCAAAGCCUUACCUCCCAGACCUGAGCAUCAUGAUGAAGCGUAACGCACUGAGAGUGGCUGAGGUGUGGCUGGAUGAAUACAAGCACAAUGUCAACAUUGCCUGGAACCUUCCGAUCGAGAAUCACGGGAUAGACAUCGGGGAUGUGUCAGAGAGGAAGAAGCUGAGGGAGAGGCUGAAGUGUAAACCUUUUCAGUGGUAUCUUGAUAAUGUUUACCCCAUGCUGGACCCCCUGCAUAACCUGCUCGGUUAUGGAGCUCUCAUUAAUGAUCGGAAGCCAGAUCUCUGUGUGGACCAAGGCCCGAUGCCGGGGAACACACCUAUCUUAUAUCAAUGCCACUUCUACCAGCCUCAGCACUGUUUUUAUCGCACUGAUGGACAACUCUACAUCGGUGGAAUCAAAUCUCACAAGUACAACAACAACCGCUGUUUGGUGGACCUCGCGACUGGAGUCUAUCCAGGACUGUACGACUGCAAGGCGGCUCAGCAGAAGAAGUUUGCCAUGCUGUGGGAUUUUAAACAGGGAGGACCGAUCCAGAACAGGGAAACAAAGAGAUGUCUGGAAAUUGGGAUAGCUGAGGACGGCUAUUACAAACUUUUUGUGCAGAAGUGCAGUGGUCAGAACUGGAAGAUACAAAAUCUAAUUAAAAACAACUGAAGGACUGGUGGGCAGGUCUCAGAAGACAGUAUGAAAAAUGUGCUAUCAUUGCACAAAAACUGCACCUCAGGCCAGAGAAAGAUCUCUUUUUUUUUUUUUUUUUUUUACGACGACGAGAAUGACACGAUGUAUCAGCAAAAAACAUCUGCUUUGCUGAGAAGAAGUCAUCAGUUUUAUUUAUUUUAAUUAUUGUUUUUGCAAAUACAUGUUUGCCAAGUUUAACUUUGUCAUACAAAAUAUAAACUACCAUUGAGUAACUGA